AGGUGUUCGCACGGAUUCCUUGCAGUAACUUUGAUGUUCUAUUUGUUCGGUUUGAUACUUUCCUCUCUGUUGACGACUCAAUACACCGUGUAUUACCUACAGACUCGCAUGUUUCCGAACUCGAGUCUGUCUUCGUCGGACAAUAUGUCCGCUUGCAACGUUAACACGUCGACAAAGGAAUAUCAUGAAAGAACAACAGUACAGAAGACAGCCACACAGAUCGGUAUUUACAGAGCACUGAUAGAAAGUUUACCCGCUCUCAUUACAUCUAGCAUCAUAGGAGGUUUAAGUGAUCGGUAUGGAAGGACACGGAUUCUAAUAUAUACAACCAUUUUAUCUUUUCUAUCGGCAUGUCUUACAAAUAUUUUGAUUUAUCUCGAAAUCAACGUUUACUACCUCCUGUUUAGCAGCGCAGUGUACAGCAUAGGAGGUGGUUUAUAUGGUACAUUAUCUAUUUGUUUCGCCUACAUUUCGGAUGUCACAAGCCCAGGAAAACAGCGAACUCUAAUGAUAGCUUUUCUUGAAGCCUCCAUCGGAUUUGGUGGGGCAGUUUCGGGGUUCGUUUCUGGGUUCAUUAUUGAGAGUUUCGGAUUCUUCUAUGCAAGUAUAUUCGUGUCCGCAUCAGCGUUUAGUUCCGUGUUGGUGAUUGUGUUGUUUCUGCCACCUUUACGCCCUCCUGACAUAUUAAUAUCAAAAACCACAACUCUUGAGAAUGUUCGUGCAUCAUUUAUAUUUUAUUUUGAAACAUCUCCCAAAAGAUAUAAAUAUGUCCUGGCAAUUGUAAGUUUCAUGUUCGGAACGUUUUCGAUUUUAGGCAAGCUAAAUAUAGAAGUUCUGUAUCAGUUGAAUGCACCAUUUUGUUGGAGUUCUUUGAAAGUGGGAUAUUACUCGGCCAUUUCAACUUCCGCCUCGAUGAUUUUAGGAGUAGCUUGUGUUAAAGUGUUGCAGAAAUGGUUCGUUGACGAAGUCAUCGCCAUUUUUGGUGGUAUCUCAGGGAUGGCAGCAAACACUGUCGAAGCAUUUGCCCUCAGUGAUCAAAUCCUCUUUCUGGUUCCGGUCAUUGGUUUUCUAAACAGAUUGGUGUUCCCGAUAAUCAGGGCGAUGCUUUCCAAACUUACACCCCCGGACAGGCAAGGUGCUCUUUUUGCGGGGAUAGCUGUGGUUGAGAUAUUAGCAGGAAUGGCUAGCAGUCUUGGAACAUCGGUAAUCUACAAAGAGACCGUUGAGACGAUGCGGGGCUUGGUUUUCCUCGUUCUUGCGGGCUCCGCUUUCCUGAAUGUAUUUUUCUUAUUGAUUUAUCGUGUCAAAAAUGGCGGAUCGAAAACCUUACCAAUACAAGAUGUGACGAAAAUCAUUACUGAGACUCAGAAAUUGAUUGGGGAUGAAGGAUAA
Messenger RNA from Ylistrum balloti, 1392 nucleotides. Its product is annotated as lysosomal proton-coupled steroid conjugate and bile acid symporter SLC46A3-like. Gene Ontology annotation, cellular component: membrane. The record is from RefSeq and is a predicted model, not a curated record. The transcript is spliced from 4 exons. NCBI's taxonomy places the organism in Eukaryota, Metazoa, Mollusca, Bivalvia, Pectinida, Pectinidae. Gene Ontology annotation, molecular function: transmembrane transporter activity. Gene Ontology annotation, biological process: transmembrane transport. The coding region runs from base 34 to 1392 and encodes 452 amino acids.